CUCGAUCAAUUUUUUUUUCUUUCUUCGCUUCCCCUAUAAAAUGGGAAGCUGGUGUUCAGAAGGAGCACAGUUCUCCUCUGCUAUCUCGAGCUCCAACAACAACAGCAUCAUUUUGCAAGCAUGAAAUUCUUGGUCAUUGUACUGCUGGUGGCUUCGGCUUCAGCCGCUCCUCAACUGGGACUUGGUGGACUUGGAGGUCUCGGAAGUGGAGGCCUUGGAGGCCUUGGAGGACUUGGAAGCCUUGGAGGAGGAGGCCUUGGGGGACUUGGAAGCCUUGGAGGCCUUGGAGGAGGAGGCCUUGGGGGACUUGGAGGAGGACUUGGCCAAGGACUUGGAGGCGGACUUGGAGGACUUGGAGGAGGCCUCGGUCAAGGACUUGGAGGCGGACUUGGAGGACUUGGAGGAGGACUCGGCCAAGGACUUGGAGGCGGACUUGGAGGACUUGGAGGAGGACUCGGCCAAGGACUUGGAGGCGGACUCGGAGGACUUGGAGGAUUUUAGAUAAUGCAGAUGUAUCUAACUCUUAAAAUGUGACAAAAGUUCUUCAUGAAAUUCCUCGACUUUUGAAAUAUAAAAUUUUGAGUGUCUUUUGGGUUGUCAGAUUUGCUUUUUGAUAUAAAUUUUAAUAUUUUGGGGAGCAGAAUACAAAAUUCUUAUUGUAAUUAUAAAGGGAAUUCAAGCAUAACCAUAUUAAGGGCUUGCCAUGUAUAUGACUUAGAUUUCUAUCAUUCUUAUGUAAAUCAUAAAGCUUGUGAAAGCAGCUUUACCUUUCUCUUCUGAAAUCAAGAUAAAGUCUAGCUAACAAAAGAAUUUCCGAUGCUUAAAUGUUUCUAAUAUAUUUCAUAUCCCAUUACAAUGCCUUAUAUUUUGUAUGCAAAGAAAUGUAAGAGUUUAUUUUUCUAAAAUACAUCAGAUUUUAACCUCAA
Molecule: messenger RNA, 926 nt
Organism: Macrobrachium nipponense
Lineage: Eukaryota; Metazoa; Arthropoda; Malacostraca; Decapoda; Palaemonidae
Exons: 2
Coding region: 121-501 (126 amino acids)
Source: RefSeq, a predicted model, not a curated record